AUGGCGAGCAACAGGGCAUCCGGCGUCGAGUAUGAGAGCGGCAGCGACCACGACGGCGCGCUGCAGAAGCCGCUGCUGCCCAACAGCGGGAGCUGGUACCGGAUGGGGAUGGGGUCGCGCCAGUCCAGCCUCAACGCCGCCGGCACCUCCUCCAUGGCCGUCCUGCGCGAGUCCCACGUCUCCGCCUUCCUCUGCACGCUCAUCGUCGCGCUCGGCCCCAUCCAGUUCGGCUUCACCGGCGGAUACUCCUCCCCGACGCAGGCCAGCAUCAUCCGGGACCUCAACCUCUCCAUCUCCGAGGCACGUCCCUCCCUCUGCCUGUGA
Miscanthus lutarioriparius is the source of this 324-nucleotide messenger RNA. The record is from the annotation of a GenBank genome assembly. NCBI's taxonomy places the organism in Eukaryota, Viridiplantae, Streptophyta, Magnoliopsida, Poales, Poaceae.